CACGCGCUUUGAAAGCGCGGGUCAAAAUCUAGUUACUUACUUAUAGAAAUAACUUGCCAUUUGGUUAAUCUUAAACCCAGCUUUCAAAUUGGUUCAAGCUCCAAAAUACAAAAAGACACAAUGAAUAAGAAGGCAUCUGUGACUCUGCUUUACUGCCACUUUGUCUCCAUAUACAUAACAUGGAAGUCCAAUAUCAUGCCUGACCAUUUUUAUUAUAUGUUCAUUGAUUCUUAGAUUAUCGUGUGAUGGUUUCUUCAAUGGUUUCAUUAAAUAAAAUAUAAUAACAACUUGAUUUCAUUGGUUUGAUUCGUUUUUUUUUACCCACCCUUGUUACACACACAAACCAUGUGGUGAUAUUUUUAGUAACUGAAAACCAGAAUAUCACUAUAACUACAGUUAAGUAAAUUGAAAACAUAAAAUUUCCACGAACUAUUCCACUAUUUUCUGUUGUUCCCAUCACCCCCAUUUAUUCCGGGCCGGAAUCUCUGGCAAAAGAACACUGAAAGCGACACCUCUAGACUAUUUUUGCAAAUCUCAACCAUAUAAAACAGAAAGCUUUCUGCCAUUUAGUUAUAUUAAAUUUUCAAAAUCGUCGAAUUUAUUGAAUCUUUUUCCCAGUUCACAAGGAUUUAUUUCUGUUUUGGGAUUUUUAGUCACUCACUAAUAGUGAGGUAUAAGUUUUCGUUCUUGCCCAAAAAAAAAAGUUUUCGUACCUGUUAAAGAUGUGAAAUGUUUGUGAAAUUUCAUAUUUUUGGAAGUUUUUGAAUUCAUAUUUACUUUAAAUCAAUUUCAUGAGAUUUGGUUAUAUGUUCUUCUAGUUUUUUCUUUAGUUUUGUAUAUAAGAUUUAAAAUCAAAUUCUAUUUCCCUGCGUCAUCUUGUGAAACACAGCCACAAAUUAGAAUCUUGUAUCAUAAAUAAAACGUGUUUAUUUAAUUUAUAAAUAUUGGAUUUACGAUCCAAACUAUAAUAAGACGGAGAUGUAUAGCACAAUUUAUAUACAUGCAAGGGCAGAAUAAUAGGCACGGUUCAGAUGUACGUAGAUACAGAUCAUCGUGUAGCUGAUGAAUGAGUGAAUUACGUACAUAUACAUUCAAAUAUUCUCGUCCACGAUGGAAAUUAUUCUACGUCUUUCGGUCUCGGUAAUUUUUCUCUGUUUUGGUCUUGUAAACGGUCAAAACUUCAGCGUACUCGAUUUUGAUGCCACCGGAGAUGGUCAAACUGAUGAUUCAAACGCUUUUGUGAAAACGUGGAACGCUGCUUGUGGCGGAGGAGGAGACAUAAGCAUACUUCUUAUUCCUGCUGGGAGAACAUUUUUAAUUCAACCUAUUGUGUUCAAUGGUCCAUGUAGGUCUAGCAAUACAAAAGUUCAGUUGGAAGGCAUCAUUGUAGCACCUAGCAACAAAGAAGCAUGGUCCAACCCCAAUUCUCGAAUGUGGAUCAAAUUUUCCGCGGUGCUUGGUCUAGUGAUUGUUGGUUCAGGAACGAUUAAUGGUCGUGGUUCAUCCUUUUGGGAACAACAUUUGAAAGCUUCUCAACGACCUACAUCAUUGCAUAUUAGCAAAUGUGACAACUUAAUUAUAAGCGGAAUAACCUCGAUCGAUAGUCCAAAAAACCAUAUAUCAAUCGCCGCAUGCACAAAUGUUGUAGUGUCGAAUAUAGGUCUAUUUGCACCCGAGGAUAGUCCCAACACAGAUGGGAUUGAUAUAAGUCGGUCGACUAACGUCAACAUAUUUGACUCUACGAUUCAAACUGGAGAUGAUUGUAUAGCAAUCAACACUGGGAAUACAAAUAUCAACAUUACAAGGAUUAAUUGUGGACCUGGUCAUGGAAUAAGUGUGGGAAGUUUAGGAGUCAAUGGAGGCAGCGCUGCAGUUAGUGAUGUUCAAGUGACUCAAUGCACUUUCAAUCAGACAAUGAAUGGAGCUAGAAUCAAGACAUGGCCGGGUGGACAAGGGUAUGCAAGAAACAUAAGCUUUGAAAACAUCACACUCAUUAACGCAAAAAAUCCAAUUAUAAUUGAUCAACAAUAUAUAGAUAAAGGGCGUGUUUACUCUGCAGAGAAAUCAGCUGUGGCGAUUAGCAAUAUAAAAUUUAUUGAUUUUCGUGGAACGACGUUGAAAAAGAAUGCUAUAAAGAUUGAUUGUAGUGCAACCACACGUUGUAAAGAUGUCCUCAUGAAUGGAAUCAAUAUUACCAUGGCAGAUGGAAAACAGCCUAGAGUUGAUUGCAAAAAUGUCGAUGGAAAAUCUGAAGACACUAUUUUGACGCAUGACUGUUUUGAAAAUAUUUAACUUUUUAUUAUAUUAACUAGGCUUGACAAGGAACCGGGAUUUGAAAUGGAAAACACUACAAGGUAGAAGGAAACGUGGGUCUACUCGCUAAACUACUUUCUCAUUUCAUCUAUGGUGUUACUAAUCUUUGCCUAAGAUGUUUCAUACGUAUUAGAUUUUAGCUAUCAUGAAGAAUGUUCAUGCAAGCUUUAUCCCGCUAUAAAGUUUGAUAGAAUUAUCAUGUAAACACUUGUGUUAUUUAAAUAUAAAAGUUUUU
Molecule: messenger RNA, 2548 nt
Organism: Brassica napus (rape)
Lineage: Eukaryota; Viridiplantae; Streptophyta; Magnoliopsida; Brassicales; Brassicaceae
Product: probable polygalacturonase At3g15720
Exons: 10
Coding region: 1111-2292 (393 amino acids)
Biological process (GO): carbohydrate metabolic process
Molecular function (GO): polygalacturonase activity
Source: RefSeq, a predicted model, not a curated record